AUGGCGGAGCCGCCGCCGGGAGCCUCCGUACCGCGGGGCCGCGGCCGGGCCUGGGAGCGCGGCGGCUCCGCGCGGGACGGUGACGACGGCACGGGGCCCUCCGGCCCCGCUCACAACGGUUGGGACACGGAGACCCCUGGCCGCGCUUUGAACGGUCCGGGCACGGAUGCCGCCGGCCCCAUUCACAACGCUUCGGACACGGAGCUCCGCGGUGCCGCUGAGGACGGGCCGGGCACGGAGCCUCCCAGCCCAGCUCACAACGGUUCGGACACGGAGCCUCCCGGCCCGCUGGAAGACACGGAGCCCCCCAGCCCCGCUCAGGACGGGCCGGGCACGGAGCCCCCCGAUCCCGCUCAGCACGGACCGGGCACGGAGCCCUCCGAUCCCGCUCAUCACGGACCGGGCACGGAACCGCCCAGCCCGCAGCAGGACGCGGCUCUCCUGGCGGGGCCGGAGCUGUCGCUGGUGCCGCCGGAGCUCCACGCUCGGCUGCUGGACCGGCGGGACUACCGUGGCCGUGCUCAGGCCGUGGAGCAGCUGCGGCGGGCGGUGGAGAGCUGCAGCCCCGCCGCGCUGGGCUCCGCUCCCUCCGCCGCCCUGCUGGGGCUGAUCGCGCUGCUGGACGCGCUGCUGCACGACCCCAACUUCGCGGUGGCGCGGGGGGCUCUGGAGGUGACCCGGCUGCUGGCGCUGCGCCUCGGCCGCCGCGUCCCGGCCGUGCUGGCCCCGCUGGUGUGCGCGGCCGCCCGGGCUCUCGGGGACGCGCAGCCGGCCAUGCGGCGGGACAGCGCUCGGCUGCUGCUGCGGCUGAUGGCGGCGGCCGGGCCGCGGCCCGUGCUGCGCCUGCUGCUGCAGGAGCGGCUGCUUCGACACCGCAGCGCCCGGCUCCGCGAGGAGCUGCUCAACACGUGCAUCGCCGCGCUGCUCACCUACCCCGCCGCCGAGCUGGAGCUGCCCCAGCUGGCGGCCGCCCUGGCGCCGGCGCUGCUGGACGCCAAGCGCAGGGUCCGGCACGCUGCCAUGGAGGCGUUCGCCGCGCUGGCCUCGGCGCUGGGCCCCGGCAGCACCGGAGCGCUGCUCCGCGCCCUGGACGCCGUGGAGCUGCGGGCCGGCGGCGCGGGGGUCGUGCAAGCCGUGCAGGCUCGGCUGGCCAGGAAGGUGCUGCCCAAGCUGAGCGAGCAGGGACUCGUGGAGUACGGAGUGCCCUUGUUGCCCUCCUCCGGGCACUGCCGCGGGUCGUGCCCGCCGCCCGGAGCCGACACCGAGUGGCUGCUGAUGGGCAGCAGGAGCCGGAGCGCUCACGGGCACUGCGGACACCCCGCCUGCCCAGAUGCGCUGCACGGCCCCGCCUGUGCCCAGCGGGGACUGAGCCCCCGGAGAGUCCUGAGUGCCGGCAGAGGGAAAAACAAGCUGCCCUGGGAGAACGAGCUGCCCGCCGGCAGGGAAGGGGGCUCGGCAGUGAGGGUGCCUGUCGCGAAGGGUGUGGAGCAGUUGGCCGCAUCCAAUGAUUUCCUUCACUCCCCAAAGCUCCGGGGAAUCCCAGGCAGUGAAGAUUUGUUUUCCAGCAGGAGCAGAGCUCCCAGGCCUUUAUUGGAGCUGAACUCAGAGCAUUCUGCCCUCGGUGCUCUGGGCUCCCAUCAGCCCCAGAUCUCAGGGAGAUGUGGGACACUUGGAUACCCACAGGCACGUGGGAGGAGUGGCAGCGUGGGCUCUGAUUUGCAGUUUUUGGGAUUGAAUAAUUGUCAGCAGGACAAAGUUUGUUCCAGCUUCAAUUUUUCCAGCAAGACCCAGAGAAGUUUUUGCACUCAGGCAGAGCCCAUCAUGUCCUUCCAAGGUCCCAGUGCCAGCCAGGGCACCUUCAUCCUGCCCUCCUUCCCCUUGUCAUCCCCCAGGAACAGCCCCAAGCACCUCUGCUCUGCUGCUGCCUCUCCAGGGAAGUGCCAGGAGGAUCCCAGGAGCCUCUCCAGCUCCUGGCCCCUCAAAAGCUUCGAGGGGCUGCCUAAGCCUGGCUGCCACAAGCAGCUGCUGAGCCAAAAACCAGGAGACAGCACAGCUGAGGAUAUUUUGAUUCUAUGUUGCCCCCGGGAGCCCCCUGGCACCAGGGAGGGCACAGAGCUGGCAGCGGGGCUGGCCCAGCUGCACCUGGAGCCUGAGGACCAGGAAGAGAUGCAGAAUUCCCUGAGGUCCCUGCGGAACAGCGCGGCCAAGAAAAGGGCGAAGCUGAGCAGCAACAUCGCCGACCUGGAGAGCCCGGACUCGGCGGUGAAAUUGGAAUUUUGCGGGGAUUGCCCCUCUCAGGGCUCCUCCCCCGGCACCGCCUCCACCGAGAGCGGAAUUUGCAGCCAGGAAUGGCCGGGCUCGCCCGGGGCCACGCUGCCCCCCAGGAGCAGAGGGAUGUCAGACACUUUUCCAGCACUGGGCAGCAAAUCCCACCCUGCAAAAGUACCUGCAGCAAGGCUCAGAGACACAGAGGGGGCAGAGCAUCACCCCAGCACAGGCCCUGCAGAGUCACUGCCUGGGUUUGCACCGAGGAAUGAUCUGGGUCUCACAUCUGAAGACGUUGUUGUUGUUGGCAAAGGUGUUUUUGGGAGCCCUCCUGCCCCAGCUCCCAGCCACUCCAUGCCCUGUGUGGCCAAUGGGGAUGCCCAGGCUGCCAGGGAGGGAGCAGAGCCAGCCCCAGGGAGAAGCUUCCAGCAAAGCAGCACUUGCCAUUCCCAGUGCCAUGCAGGGAGUGAAGGACAGAUAAAAGUGACCUUGUCAAAAUCUGCUCAGGAGAAGCUGAGGAGGAAAAGGAAAGAAGACAAAGAACAAAACCAUAAAGAGCAGCAGGAAAGCAAAACCUUGGGAGGGAAGGAAGAAUUCCCUUGGGAAAGGAUUAGACUGAGUAUGAGUGAACCAGAGAAACUCACAGCAGAAAGGUUUAAUCUCUGUGGGGAUUUAUUGACAUCACCAAGAAAUGGAUCUUUGUCCUUAGAAAACGUGGCCUUGAACCCUUCUCUGAAAAGAACAUCCAGUUUGAAGAGGUCAAAGUGUCCAUCCUUGUUAGAUUCUGAGGUGACACAGAGCCCCGAGGUGCUGGACCCUGGAGAUCUGCAGCCUUUCCCCAGGCCUGACUCAGCACUGGCAGAGGCGCUGGCACUGCUGGCUGACCACGACUGGGAGAAGAAAAUCGAAGGUCUGAAUUUUAUCAGGUGUUUGUCUGCUUACCACGCCCCUGUUCUGACUGCAAAACUCCAUGAAACAACUCUGGCUGUGGCUCAAGAGGUCAAGAAUUUACGCUCAGGUGUUUCUCGAGCUGCUGUGGUCUGUUUAGGGGAUUUGUUCACCCACCUGAAAAAGAGCAUGGAUCAAGAACUAGAUAAUGCAGUAAAAGUCCUUUUGCACAAAGCUGGGGAAUCCAACACUUUUAUAAGGGAAGAGGUAGACAAGGCACUGAAGGCCAUGGUUAAUAAUGUGACUCCAGCACGUGCACUUUGUUCUCUUAUAAAUGGAGGGCAAAGCCACCUGCACUCGGCAGUGCGGAGAUGCACGGCGCAGCACCUGGGGGACAUCGUGGAGCUCCUGGGUCCCGAGCGGGUGGUGGCCGGAGCCCGGCCCGUGGCUGAGCGGCUGCUCCCGGCCAUGGCCAGGUUCGCACAGGACAGCUCCCAGCAGACACGGUACUAUGGGAGGAGGAUGCUCUUCAUCAUGAUGGCUCAUCCUGACUUGGAUAAAACACUGGAGAAGUUUGUGCCAGCCAAGGAUUUGCCUUACAUUAAGGAAACUGUUGGCAUCCUAAGAGAAAAGGGCCUGGGGGAGAUGCCCUUGGACACACCCUCAGCCAAAGGAAGGCGUUCCCAGACUGGAACUGUUGGACAUUUGAGGUCAUCCUCUACUUGCAGAGAUGCUCCCAUCAUCCCAGACAGUUUUUUGGUUUUUUGGCAGAUCUUUGAUGCUUUCAAGCCUCGUUUGCACGACUCCAACAGCAAAGUGAACCAGGUGGCUUUGGAGGCCCUGCACAAGAUGAUUCCACUGCUCAAAGAUAAUUUAUCACCCGUGAUCAACAUGUUAAUUCCUGCCAUAGUGGACAACAACCUCAACUCCAAAAAUCCAGGGAUUUAUGCAGCUGCUACAAAUGUUAUCCAGGCUCUGUGUCAGCACUUGGACACGUCCCUGCUCCUGCAGCCAUUCUGCACAAAAGCCCAGUUCCUGAGUGGGAAAGCAAAGCAGGACCUGACAGAAAAGCUGGCUGAGCUGGUGCAGGGGCUGUACCCACGCAAGCCCUGUGCUGUGGAGCAGAAGGUGCUGCCCGUGCUGUGGCACCUGCUGGGCAGCUCGGCCAGCAGCAGCUCCGUGCCCACAGCCAGCUUGGCACAGGCCCUGUGGGCACAGAUGGGCCCUGGGCUGCUGGCCCACGCUGCUGCCCAGCCCCCACACGUCAGGAAGAACCUGCAGGAGAUUUUGGAGACGGGAACAUAAAAUGGCCACGACUGCAGAGGCUCCAGCCCAGGACUGUCCCUGGAUUGCUCAUGAAGAACCACACGGUCACAUCAGCACUGGGCUUUACAUGGAAAAGUGGAAGACAAUCCUGGACACAGUGAUGCAGUGCUCUUUGUGAAAAACAUGUAUUUUUGUACCCCCACAGGCAGUGGUGCAGUAUUUGUUGUCUCAGGGCUGGGCAGUGGGGAGAAUGAACCCCAACCCUUCUCCUUCCCCAGCUGUGGGCUCUGGACACAUUGGACAAUGGGACACAAUGGGAUAUAUAAAUAAAGGGAUUUAUUUCUGUACA
Molecule: messenger RNA, 4768 nt
Organism: Sturnus vulgaris (Common starling)
Lineage: Eukaryota; Metazoa; Chordata; Aves; Passeriformes; Sturnidae
Source: RefSeq, a predicted model, not a curated record